Messenger RNA from Populus trichocarpa (black cottonwood), 3630 nucleotides. RefSeq lists its product as uncharacterized. The record is from RefSeq and is a predicted model, not a curated record. The transcript has 11 exons. Bases 96 to 3113 code for a protein of 1005 amino acids. NCBI's taxonomy places the organism in Eukaryota, Viridiplantae, Streptophyta, Magnoliopsida, Malpighiales, Salicaceae.
UGCGCUCACUCUUAACAUGCGCACUUAAAAAUAUAAAACGCCAGCAGUGCGCUACAUAGCUCUCAAAACAACGGCAAUGGCAGUGAACAAAGACGAUGAAGAAGAAAGAAGAAUUAUUUAGCGACUUCAUAUUCGCUCCGUCAGUUCACGCCGUUAAUUACAAUCCCACCAUGAUCAACGGCUCAGAUUUCACCAACACCAACAAUACUGACGACGAUGAUUGGGGAGAUUUCAAUUUUGUCAGCAGCAAUUCCAGUGGACUCUCCCACGCCUUAUCGCUGCCCAGAAUCUCAAAUACCGAUUUUGAACCCUCUACAAAAAAUCAAAAGGUGAUCGAGUCACUGACUGAUCCUGCAUCGGCACCGAGUUUAGUUAAUAACUUGACUCAGUGGGACAAGCCAAAAGGAGCUCUGCCCCUUUCGAUAUUUGGAGAAAUUGAGGAGGAGGAGGAGGAAGGAUCAGGUUCGGGCGAGCCUAGAAAAAAUGAAAGUUUUGAUUUUUUGAAAAAUAAAGAGGGAUCAGGUGUCAUUGUGAGUGAUUUGAUAGCUAAUUUAUAUAAAGAGAAGGAGAGGAAUAAUGGGUUCAGAUCCAAUUUUAAUGGGCCGGAUUUGAAUUUGGGAAAUUUGAAUGGUAAUGGAUUGAAUGUGAAUGGUGUCAAUAAGGGGGAAUUGGAUUCAAAGGGGUUGGGUUUGGAUUUGAAGGAAAAUGGAUUGAAUUCGAAUAAAAUGGAAUCAAAUUUGAUUAAGAGAGAUGGGAAUUUGAGUGGAAAUGGAGUGGAUUUCGGUUUGGUUCAUGGUAAUGAGGGAUUUGAUGAUGAUAAAUGGGAAUUUGAAGGUGCAGACAGUAAAACUGUUGUGGAGAUUGAGAUUUCUAAGGCUGGUGAAAUGAGGACUGAGAAUGGAUUGGUAUCGCAUGUUAAUGGAUUAAAUUCAAGUUGGAACCCUUUGAGCUUGGAUUUGAAUGGGUGGACAUCGCAUGUUAAUGGAGAUCAUUCAGGUAGGGAUUGGUUGAAUAAGGGAACGGUUGAUGGAAAUAGAGCACUUGGUAACAGCGAUGGGUGGGAGUUCAAAGAAACAGGUUCCAAAAUGCAGGCUAGAGAUGAGAAAGAGAAGGGUGAGCAGAUCGAGACUGAAAUCAAGCCAACAUUGAGUUUUGAUGGAUCCAACUCAACCUGGAAUGGUUUGGAUGGAUUAACAAAUUCAAACUUAAAUGAUGUGAAUUCAGAUAUAAAACAGAUGAAUCCAAUUUCACAUGAUGAAAAUGAGGGUUUUAGUGGAGAUGAUGAGUGGGACUUCAAGGCUGCAGAAGCAGAAUUUGGGACUGGAGAUGGGAAUACUAAGGGUGAUGGGAGAAGGGUGGAAAACACAGAGGGAGCUACAUACGCAUUUGGAUUUGGUAGUGGGAUGCUUGGUGCUGGUGAUUUAUCUGGUGCAUCACAACAGACCUCUCAAAAAUCUACUGAAUGGGACUUUGGAUUUGAUUCCACCCCUGCUUUAGCUCAAGACACUACCAUGUCCCAUCCAUUCUCUGAAAAUGAGCAGAACAACACCAAAAAGGGCUUGCAUUCCUCCCCAGAUGAUGGAGUUGAUGCUGAUGAAGAGUCUUGGGAAUUUAAAGAUGCAUUUUCACAAACUGGAUCAAAAAAUAAGGAAGAGCCAAAGGUUGUUGAAGUUUCUACUGCUGUGGAAGCAUUUCCAUCUGAUGGUGAAAUCAAGGGAAACAUGGCAAGGUCAAUCAGUCAAAAUGGAGCUCUGCCUUUGUCCAUUUUUGGUGAUGAAGAAGAGGAUUCCAAUGAUCCUGUGAGUUAUCAAGACAUUUCAUCUGAGCUGCCUGAUUCCAAGCCAAUAGAUGGCAUUAAAAGUCCUCAUUCAAACUUUGCUAUCAAUGAUCUUAUAUCAAGUUUGUACAGUCAAGCUGAGCAGAAUACUGCCAUUAUUAAUGGCCAAAACCCCAGUGGAAAUGGAUUGAGCCUCAUCAAUGCUACAAUGGAGUCUAAUUUAGCAGGUGACAAUGAUGAUUUUGAUGAUGAUUCCUGGGAAUUUAAAGUUGCCUCUUCAGGGACCAGAGCUGAAGACCAGGCCUCUUUUAUUGGUCUUGGAGAGGCUAAUACUGACUGUUCCUCCAAAACAGAGCUAAAUGAUUAUGUCGAUUUCUUUUGUAAAUUGAAGGAAGAAUUGCACUGUCUUGCCCUGUGUCAUCUUGAUAAUCUAAAGAAAGCUCAAAGUGCUGCUAGUGAAGAUGCUGAAGUAAAAGCCCUUGAAAAGGAAAUACAGAAUCUUCAUGAUGAACUGUGCCGAGAUGGUUUGUUUUCUGGUGAAGUUGACUCAGGGAAUCACUCCCCAAAAAAAUUGUGCCUGAAUGAAUUUGUUGAAGUUUUGCAAGAACCAAAGUACCAAGGGUUUGAAUCAGAAUAUCAGUUAUCAAGUAAAUUGUCAUUGGUGGAGAAUGAUUUGAGAUUGACAAUGGAAUUCCUCAAACAUGUGGCAUCAACAAUAAAGAUUUUGACAUUGGUAUCAAGAGAGGAGCAAUCUUGUUAUAUUUCCACUUGGUCUGAAAUCCUGUCUGUUUGUGCUAGAGAGCUGAAACAUGGCGCCAUAAUUUGGACGCAGUCAUUACAAAAAGAUGUCCAUGAUCAAAUAUUAUCUAAGCCUCAAGGCAAGAACUAUAUCGUUGCCCUUGGAGAAAUUUACAGAGUUAUUGAAGUUAUUGGGUCUUCAGCCAGACUUUAUAAGCCAUGGGUUUUAGUUAGUUCUACAGAUCCCAUGGGCUUGUUCACUCUUCUAAGUGAGUGUUCCACCCUAUGGUCAGGUUCUGGACUUGAAGAAGCUCUGCAGAGCAUUUCUGAUCCUUCUGGUGCUGAUUGUAAUCGAGAUCUCACUACAUUAAUAGAGUCUAUUAAGAAUAUUCACAAUCUUGAUACUCUGACGCUAUAUAACCAUGUUUUUUGUGGACAAGGCCCUAUCUGUCGACUGUCAGUCUUAGCUGCAGGAGCAGUGCCAGGGAUGAAGAUGGUGGUUUGGAAUGGGGAGCACUACUUUCUCCCACUUGCUAAUUUGUGGGCAAAUUUAGUAAGCUGCAACCCUCCAAAUUUUCCACACAUACAUGUUGGAUGAUGAUGAGGAUGGAAGGAUAAGUUGGAAAUGUUCAGUGGCAGCUGUUUGGCUGAGACUGUAAUCGACUCCAAUUGUUUCAUGCAUGACGAGGUUUCUAGGGCGUAAGCCACAGCUGCGCUGUCACAAGGAUGCUGCUCGGGGAAGGAUUGAAGAUCUAAAUGGUGUCUCCUUUAAACUCAAUCUGAUAGUCAGGUACCAAACCAACGUUUUAAAACUUUAUUGGUUGCCAGUCAUUACAUCAAGGCUCUAGCUUAGCAAUUGGGGCCUAGAGUUGUUUUGUUGUGUUAUUUAGUUGUGAAAUGGGUGAAUCAUACAACAUCCACAUACCUAGAAGUAGGAUUUUGGCAUGUAUAUGUAUACAGGUAUUUUGAUUCUCUAGAUCCGCCUCCUAUUCUGCCUUUUUCAUGUUGUAUUACAAGUUCAGUUAUAGUCCUUGUUGUCAUGUUAUAUAUUCUUUCAUGUUUCCCCAUACUUUUUUUAGCCAAUUAAUAAAGUGUAUUCAUUUUAUUGUACCAAA